Molecule: messenger RNA, 976 nt
Organism: Platichthys flesus (European flounder)
Lineage: Eukaryota; Metazoa; Chordata; Actinopteri; Pleuronectiformes; Pleuronectidae
Gene: cd40lg
Product: CD40 ligand
Exons: 4
Coding region: 91-789 (232 amino acids)
Biological process (GO): immune response
Cellular component (GO): membrane
Molecular function (GO): tumor necrosis factor receptor binding
Source: RefSeq, a predicted model, not a curated record
UCAUUUGGCAGAGAGAGCUGCAGUUCAGAGGUGCGUGGGGAUGUGACGGACAGCAGGCAGCUCCUGCAGACUCCACCGCUACUCUCCAUCAUGAUCAACACUUACCACACCAGCGUGGCCCCACCGCCGGUGCCUCCGCGCCACAGCGGGUCCCAGACCCUCCUCAUCCCCGGUCCACAUCCAUCACCGAGCCACAGCAAGACUCUCAUCCGAUUCCUAGUCGGCGUGGCGGUACUGCAUUUGCUGCUGUCUGUCGGAGGAUUCAUCUAUCUGUACCACUAUGAAAAAACGGAGAGAUUUUACCCAGCUGAAGGAAAAGCUUCACUUCUAACAUCAGUUAAACAGGAAACUUCCUACAGAGCCUUGGCGCAUUUGGGGGUUGACCGGAAUACUGCAAAAACGCCUAAAUCUGGUUAUCUCCAGUGGGACAUGAGUAACUCAGCUCGCAAGAACAUCAACUACUCCUACAGCAGCUGGCUGACAGUGCUGCAAGCCGGGGACUACUACGUCUACUCCAGGGUGACCUUCUCCAAGAGCCACUCUGUCAGCCCCCUGUUCAGCAGAGUCAUGCUGAAGAAGAGCGAGAAGAAGGAAGAGGAGAUCUUGAUGAAGGCCUACUGCAACCUGGGCAGCCCCACUGAGAACCAGUCUGAGCCUCGGCAGUGCACGGCCACGCAGGGGAGGGUGGUCACGCUGGAGGAGGGAAACCAGCUCGGUGUCUGGAUAGAGAACCUUUCCUAUGUGGACUACGAUGGAACAGCCACAGCGUUUGGGAUGUACAGACUGUAGGAGCGUCCGGAGGAGCGAGGACACGGACCUGAGGGGAACUCAUUCAGUGGAUGGACCUGGAUAUAAAUCUACUGAGAACACUGCUGAAUACUGAGGCUUGAUGAACUCUGAUGACAGAGGAACAGUCCUCAACUAUAAUUUAUACAAAAUCCUUCUGUAUUUAUUCAAUUAAAUGAAGUUUAUAUUA